Molecule: messenger RNA, 628 nt
Organism: Arachis ipaensis
Lineage: Eukaryota; Viridiplantae; Streptophyta; Magnoliopsida; Fabales; Fabaceae
Product: small ribosomal subunit protein eS27y
Biological process (GO): translation
Cellular component (GO): ribosome
Molecular function (GO): structural constituent of ribosome
Source: RefSeq, a predicted model, not a curated record
UCUGUUAUAUACCUUCGAAUUUUUUGUUUUCUUUAGGGUUUUAUUCCUUCAUGCAGCCAAACUUAGCCAAACUCUGAGUUUGUAUCUGCCACAUUCCUAGGGUUCUCUUCUUCGGAGGUUUCCCUGCCGCUACUUAUUUUUUCGCCAGCAUGGUUCUGCAGAACGAUAUCGAUUUGCUUAAUCCACCGGCUGAGCUUGAGAAGAGAAAGCACAAGCUCAAGCGUCUUGUUCAGUCUCCUAAUUCUUUCUUCAUGGAUGUGAAAUGCCAAGGUUGCUUCAACAUUACCACUGUAUUCAGCCACUCUCAGACAGUCGUGGUGUGUGGAAACUGCCAAACAGUCUUGUGCCAACCUACAGGUGGAAGAGCAAGGCUAACGGAGGGCUGCUCGUUUAGGAAGAAGGGAGACUAAUGGAGUGGUAUCUUCUCUUUUAGCCUUUGGUUGGAGAGUUUUGUUUUCUUUGGGAUUGAUCAAUGGUUUUGUCAUGUUUGAGUUAUGAUAUAUUUAAUUUUGCUACAUUGCAAGACUUUUUUUUUCUCCAAAGACUGUAAUGAGACCAAGCAUUUUUGUUUAGUCUAUUAUAUUGCAACAUGAUUUUGGCUGUCCUGAGUUAUAAUUUUUCCCUGCUA